This is a messenger RNA of Branchiostoma floridae (Florida lancelet), 4733 nucleotides long. RefSeq lists its product as uncharacterized. Gene Ontology annotation, molecular function: [protein-PII] uridylyltransferase activity; protein binding. The transcript is spliced from 5 exons. The record is from RefSeq and is a predicted model, not a curated record. NCBI's taxonomy places the organism in Eukaryota, Metazoa, Chordata, Leptocardii, Amphioxiformes, Branchiostomatidae. Bases 9 to 4214 code for a protein of 1401 amino acids.
ACAUCAGAAUGACCAGCCUUGCAGACAAGUUACAAGACUUGGAGCUGUGUCUCAAGAGUCGACACGGCCAGUCGCAUGUAGUAGGCUAUGGGCGGGCACUUAGAAAAGCCAUUCUUCAGAUGGAUCUGUUUUUGGAGGCAGAAAUCUUCAAAAGUCUUGGAGACCUGCAUCUUAAGGAAGGUAUGCUUAGUAAAGAUUCAGCAGAGCUUGACAAGGUUGCUGCCAUGUAUACUGCUGCCCUGCUACGAUGCAAUGAUUCAGACAUUAGACAAACACUGGAACAUCGUAUCGGCUACAUGGAGAAACUGUCCAGACAACUUCUGCAGGGGUACACUCCGCAGUAUCAGUCACUAGACUCCUGGAGUAUAACUGACAUCAAUGUCUUAAGGGUGGCAGAAACUUGUGAAAAAUUGGACAGAAGUACUAGUAUCUGUCAACCCCCAGCCUGGCAAUCCGUGGAUGUGGAGACUGUUUAUACAGAGGCAUUAGUAACUGCAGUAGAAAAUAGGGAUGUGUUCUUGGAGAUUGAGAUUUUAAAAUCUCUAGGAGAUCUCUACAUCAAGAAAGGCAGGGAAAUAUGUGGUGUUUCAGAGUUCUCAAAGGCAGCUACGAUGUACGGCAGGGCACUGACAAUAUGCAGGGAUCCUGGGGUCAAACAGACUCUGCAUCAUCGUGUUUUGUACACGGUGAAGAUCUGGGGAGCAAUUAGAAUGCGACUGGAAUCAAAGAAAUCAAGGCAGAGAGAAAGAAGAUCACCAGAGGGGCACCAGGUUGGGGAAAACAGUGGAGCUGACGUCCAUCCAGGCACAAGAAGCCUAAGCUCGUCAAGCGAGCAAGGAAUGGCCACUGUUGCAGGAGGGGGUAUUGAAGAGGAAAGACUCAGGGAUAGUAAGUACAAAGGUCACUUGAAGAAAGGUAAAUCAUCCCUUGCCAAGGCAGACCUGAUCUCAGCAGAGCAUCACUUUGCAGCAGCACUCAAGACAGUGCACAUAUCAGAUCCUACAGCCGAGCAGUGCCAGAGAGAGGUGGAGCCCCUGUGUAAGUUGGGGGAUGUCUACAGUAAGCGAGGUCAGCAGACAGGAGACGGGGGAGACUUUGUCAAAGCAGCAGCACUCUACAAUGCAGCAAUAGUCAGGUCAAAGAAUCAAGUCCUAAUUGGUAACAUAGUAAAAGCUAUUGAAGAAGUAGAGAAAUCAUUCCUUAAAUCGAUAUUAAGAAUUCAUAGUAAUGUAAGCCAUAAGAACACAAAUCGUCAUAAGAAACAGCUAAAGGAGAUGCGGGACCAGAUCAAGCUGGAGAUGGAAACCAUUGACCAGCAGCUGGAUCCCUAUGUGCAUGAUGAGGAUGACCCAUGUGUCAAAGAUAUAGAGGCAAGGCGAGCUCAGGCUGUUAGGCAGUUGUUUGAGAGAAUUGCACGAGAAAGGAAGGGAUUUAUCAGCCAGCUUGUAGAAGAGUGUAUUGGGUUAAUGGGUCCCCCUCCCUGUAAGUAUGCCCUCAUAGGUUUAGGUUCACAGGCCACUGGGCUAGUAACUCCAUAUUCAGAUCUGGAGUUCGCCAUCUUGCUAGAAGAUGAAAGUGAACGUUGUGUGGUGUAUUUCCGCAACCUCACCCACUAUCUACACCUCAAGGUUGUCAACCUGGGAGAAACCAUUCUCCCAUCAGUAGGGAUAGAAACGCUAAACAACUUUCAUUCUGGGAACCCCGUUGACAACUGGUUCUAUGACUCUAUUACGCCUCGUGGGUUUGCAUUUGAUGGCUCCAUGCCAAAGGCAAGCAAGACUCCACUAGGCAGGCAGGAAACUAUGAACAAACCGUCCAGUGAACUCAUUUGUACCCCAAAGAACAUGGUUUCAAAACUGCUAAAGGAUGUCACGUUGUACCUGAAGGAAGGAUAUCACCUUGCCACAAUCUUAAGAAAUCCAUGCCUGAUAGCAGGGGAUCAGAAAUUGAUCAGCACAUAUAUGGCCAUUACAAGAAAGAUACUGCAAGCUGAUCGGGGUAAAAUUGCUCAACAACUCGCACAGGAGACACUAAGAGAAAACUAUAAAAGCUGCAAUUUUAAGGAAACAAUCACAGCAAAGAUGAUCGAUGUAAAGAAAACCCUUUAUCGCUUCCCUGCUGUAGCGGUGGAUUACUUAUCAUUGUCUGUACAUAUUGUACCUACCACAGUUUGGGAGACAAUAGAAGAAAUGAAAAACAAACAAGCGAUCAGUGACAGCAAUGCACAUCACCUCACAGUUCUCGCCAGUAUCUCAGCAGAACUCAGGCUCAAAACCUACAUUGCCAAUGGUGGGCAAAAGGAAAAAUUGUCAGCUAUGGCCUCAAUGGAAACAAUGCAAAAUAGUCAGGAAUCAUACUUACAGACCAAUAAUCAUGAUGUACAAACAAAUGCACUUAAACUAGUUUUUUAUUUACCAAAUGAAAAACAGCUUCUCAGAUACUACCAUACAGCAGUUCCUCUCAAACGUGUUCUAUCUGCCAUUAAACAGUCUGGCGUUGAAUGGUCUGGAAUGAAGAAAGUUUCUAAUUCUUUCCCAGAGUUCUAUGAUAGUUCUCCAAAAGUACAAGCAGAGAUGUACUUCAAGUUAUGCAAAUAUAGACAGGCUAUCAGCUACCUAAAUGAGGCCCUUAAUACAUCUGAGGGAACUGAAACUGAAGAGGUUGUGGGUCUGCUUAACAGUAUUGGACACGCUAGUCUCUUCGUUGGUGAUCAUGACAAAGCUAUCAGCUUCCUUGAACAGGCACUGAAGAUGCAUGAAAAAAUCACUGAAAAGAGUACCGUACCGAGUACCCCAACAAGUCAUACCCUUGGAAGUAUUCUCAGUAACCUAGGGCUAGCAUGGGGAAAGGCAGGAGAUCACCGGAAAGAAAUCUGCUAUCUUGAACAGACACUACAGAUCGAAAGAAAUACUUCUGGUCAGAGUGAAGCCAAUUCUGUCAUUGCUAUUUCACUUGCCAACCUAGGGUCAGCUUGGUAUUUUGAAGGUGAUUUCAGGAAAGCAAUCAGCUACUAUGAACAAGCACAGCAAGCUGUUGUGAAGGCCAAUGAUGAGUCUUCACCACAUAUUGACAUUUCUAGUUUACUAGGCAACCUGGGUGAAAUCUGGGGUGAUCUGGGUGAACACAGGAAAAGCGUUAGCUACCACGAGCAGGCACUCCAGAUGAAUAGGCGUAUGUACGGUCAGCACACAGCACAUCCAGACAUUGCCUUGUCACUAGGUCGUCUGGGGAAAGCCUUUUAUCGUGAAGGUGAUUACAGAAAAGCGAUCAGCUACAAUGAACAGGGGCUGCAGAUGUACAGGGCUAUCUAUGGUGAGAUUUCGCCACAUCCUGAUAUUUCGAAAUUUCUUAACAUUCUAGGGCUGGCCUGGGAAGGACUCGGUGAACAUAGGAGAGCUAUUAGCUACCAUGAACAGGCACUGACGAUUAGAAGGAGAAUCUAUGGUCAGAGUGCACCACAUCCUGACAUUGGGGAAUCACUAAACAAUAUGGGAUCAGUAUGGCACAAGCUGGGGGAUUUUAAGAAAUCAAAAAUCUACUCUAAGCAGGCACUCAAGAUAUACAUGAAUGUCUAUGGUCCGACUAGCGCACAUCCUUUCAUUAUUCCAGUACUAAACAGCAUAGGGUACUCUUUGAUCAGUUUGAAUAAAAGUAGAAAAGCUAUCCCCUACUUUGACAGGGCACUGCACAUGUUGCGCAUAAACGGGCAGAGUAAAACACAUCCUGUCAUUGCUACAGUACUGAACAACCUUGGACAAGCUUGGGGUAAACUGGGUGAACACAGGAGGGCAGUUUGCUACCAUGAACAGGCAAUACAGAUGAUAAGGAGUAUCUAUGGUCAGCAAAUAGCACAUCCUGACAUUGCCACAUAUCUUUGCAACCUAGGGUUAGCUUAUCAGUAUCUGUCUGAUUUCAACAAAGCAAUCAAAUGCCAUGAAGAGGCACUUAAAAUGUUUAAAAGUGUCUAUGGCCCCCAAACAGCACAUCCUCUAAUUGCGAUAUUACUCAAUAACUUAGGAAUUAUUUCGUAUAAAUUCCGACAUUUCAGGGCAGCUAAAAGAACCCUCAGAGAGGCCUUGGCUAUGGCAAAGCGAAUCCAUCCCCAGGAUCAAAACCAUCAAAUGAUAAAAGUAAUUGAAAUGGGCCUUGCUUCGUUAAACGGUAAAUUACACACAACAGAAUUCUUAUACACGAUGACAAUCCCACUGCUCUGAGUCACAAACCAUUAGCAACUCUAUACUUGAUUUCGUCAAACGAUAAACCAGAUAGUAUAUUUGAGUCAGUUUAGACGGACUUAUCCGUUAGAUAGAUCCAUCUAUUUAUCUAUGUCAAAACGGGUGGGUAGCCCCUACAACUCAACUGAUAUAAAUGUAAGAAAUGAGUGAUAACUUAUUGGCAAGAAGAAAUAUGAAAAUCGUAAGAUUUAUGUGAUAGAUAUUCAUGUAUUGUUUCUUUUGAAUAAAAAAAUGCACAGUUCAGUAAAUAAACUGUAAAACUUGGCAUAAAGACAAAGUUGUGUGCUGCAUAUUACUGUAUCUUUGACAUUUUGUUAUCUCAUAAAUAAAGAAAUCCUGCAACAAGUCAUAAUGCAGUUCUGUAGUGGAUGAAUGAAUUAGUAAAAUGCCCAAGAAAGAAUGCAAAAACCUGCCGACCCUAGAAUUUAUUUAGUGUUAACAUAAAUGUUCUUUUUGUUUUUCAUCUCUAUCCUUUACGAACUUAGAAAAUUGUUAUUG